AUGAAAUUUGACAGCAUACUCUCAGAAAUUAACGGAUUUGGAAAAUUCCAAAUCAAGCUAGCCUUGAUUCAGAUCCUCUCUCGUAUUUGUCUGCCAUGUCACUUCCUGCUGAAUAACUUCAUGGCAGCUGUUCCCUCUCACCACUGCAACACCAAUGCUCUGGAUGAUGGAGGCUUCUUUGGGAAUUUAACUCAGGAGCAGAAACUGGCUGUUGGUGUUCCAGCAGAGCAGGAUGGGACUCUGAGCUCCUGUCAGAUGUUUUCAAAGCCCCAAUAUCAACAUCUGUCAGGCUUUAACAGUAGUGAGGAUGCAGUUACUGUUCAGUGUCAGAACGGAUGGGUGUAUGACAACAGCACAUUUAAAUCUACUUUGGCAACAGAAUGGGAUCUCGUGUGCGACAGAAAAGGGAUGAACAAGGCAACAGCCACCAUUUUCUUCAUUGGUGUUAUGUGUGGAGCCCCGGUAUUUGGGUAUCUCAGUGACAGGUUUGGCCGACGGCCGCUGCUGUUGGUGUCUUAUUUGACGUCCUUGGCGUUUGCAGUCCUGAGUGCAUUCUCCCCAUCGUAUGUGGUGUUUGGCAUCAUGAGGUUUUUCACAGGAAUGUCACUCGCAGGAAUAAGUAUCAUCUCUAUUGCUCUAAAUGUUGAAUGGUUUAGCAUCACACACAGAACCUUUUCUGGUAUAAUCAUAAGCCUGGAUUGGACACUUGGAAACAUGCUUCUGGUUGGAAUUGCAUACAAUGUAAAUCAUUGGAGGUUGCUCAUUGUUGCAGUGACAUCACCCUUGAUACUGUCCAUCAUUGCUUGGAGGUGGCUUCCAGAGUCUGCGAGGUGGCUCCUGGCAAACGGGAAGGCAGACGCUGCUCAUCAUUACUUAAUGCAAUGUGCCAAGAUGAACAACAGAACUAAGUAUAUGGCCACCAUCACACAAACGGAAUUACUGGAAUCUGCACAAGGUGAAACUGGAGAUAAGAAGUACACUAUUGUGGAUCUUUUCAAGACCCCAAAUAUUAAGAAAAUUUCUAUAUGCUCAGGAAUAGUAUGGUAUGGAGUUGCAUUUACAUAUUAUGGGAUAAGUCUGAAUAUCACCGGGUUCGGACUAAACCCAUACCUCACACAAAUCAUAUUUGCAUCCAUUGAAAUGCCAAUGAAGAUCGCUGUGUAUUUCUUCCUGGAGAAAGUUGGUAGAAGGUUUGGUCAGAUGGGAACCCUGCUGCUAACUGGUCUCUGUCUCUUCAUCAACAUGUUUAUGUCAAAAGAUAAGUGGGUCAUUCGUACUGUUGUGGCAGUCCUUGGAAAAUCCACGUCAGAGGCCUCAUUCACGAUCAUGUUCCUCUACACAACUGAACUCUUUCCUACAGUCAUACGACAGAAUGGUUUAGGCUACACUUCUUUUGUGGCGCGACUGGGCGUGUCCAUCUCUCCACUCAUCAUGCUAUUGGAGGACGUAUGGCAUCUCCUCCCUGCAGUCAUUUAUUGUACAGUGGCAGUCGGAUCCGGUUUAGUGUGUUGGUUCCUGCCUGAAACAUUAAACGCCCGACUGCCAGAGAGCAUCGAGGACAUUGAGAAACCAAGGGGCCAAUCCAUGACGAACAAGGAGAUCCAAUAAAAAUCACAUGUCUUGAUAAUGACAGUGAGAUGCUUCAGAAUAUGCAGUCAUGAUUCUCAAUUCACUGUUUUCAUUCGCUGUUUCCUUUAAUUGAGGCUCCAAAUAUGAACAUGUGGUUUUACUCAGACAAAUCGCUACCAGCCUGUUAACAUUAGUAGCAACUAGAUUUUUAUAUUUCCUGAGUGAAAAUAUAAAUAAGUAAAAACGCCAAAGUCGUGAAUAGUCAAAUUUGCUGCUUCAAUUGUAAUAAGAGUUAUGGUUAAAAUUAGUUAAAAACAAGUAUAUUUUCUCCCCGGUGGCUGUUGCUGUAAGGCUGACAGCAUCUUUUCACCUUGGGACACAAAAUAUUUGCCAACCAUAGACUAUUGAGGAUGUGGAGCAGACAAAGGGAAUGGUCCUUGAUUUAGAUUGAAUUCAAACAUCGAAUUUCUUUUUGUAGCUUUAACAUACCACUAAUUCAUGGCUACUUAUUGUGUUGUAAUGCAAUAAUGUGAUAUUUCUUAAAUGAAAUGUAAUAAAGCUGCAACUCAUUUUACAACAUACUGAGGUUCCUGCUUUAACUAUUAAC
This is a messenger RNA of Anoplopoma fimbria (sablefish), 2176 nucleotides long. Its product is annotated as solute carrier family 22 member 7-like. Gene Ontology annotation, biological process: transmembrane transport. The transcript is spliced from 10 exons. Gene Ontology annotation, molecular function: transmembrane transporter activity. Gene Ontology annotation, cellular component: membrane. The record is from RefSeq and is a predicted model, not a curated record. Lineage: Eukaryota; Metazoa; Chordata; Actinopteri; Perciformes; Anoplopomatidae. The coding region runs from base 1 to 1608 and encodes 535 amino acids.